This is a messenger RNA of Rhizophagus irregularis DAOM 181602=DAOM 197198, 520 nucleotides long. RefSeq names its product 40S ribosomal protein eS28. The record is from RefSeq and is a predicted model, not a curated record. Gene Ontology annotation, biological process: maturation of SSU-rRNA; translation; ribosomal small subunit assembly. Gene Ontology annotation, cellular component: cytosolic small ribosomal subunit; ribosome. Gene Ontology annotation, molecular function: structural constituent of ribosome. NCBI's taxonomy places the organism in Eukaryota, Fungi, Glomeromycota, Glomeromycetes, Glomerales, Glomeraceae.
GAAGAAAAAAAAAUUAUUCUCCUUAUUUACAAGAAAGUAAAACUCAGAAUAUAAUUUCUUUUAUUUGAAUAAAUAGUGCAAUGGACGCAAAACAACCAGUUAAACUUGCAAAAGUCAUCAAAGUACUAGGCCGUACUGGUUCUCGGGGUGGCGUAACUCAAGUUAGAGUUGAAUUUAUGGAUGAUUCAACUCGUUCAAUUAUUCGUAAUGUUAAAGGACCAGUCCGUGAAAACGAUAUUUUGUGUCUUUUGGAAUCUGAACGUGAAGCAAGACGUCUUCGUUAAAUCAAUAAAAAAAUUCAUAUUUAUUUAUGGACUGAUAGACUGAUUUACUGGAGGGAACUAUACUGAAAAAAAAAAUGGUUGCAAAAUUUUAAAAUUUGUUAUUGAUUUUAAUGUUGUUAAUAAAUUUCCUUAGUAAUCAUAUACAUUAUAGGUUGCAAAAUUAGUUCUUCGAUUUUACAAGAAGUUUUAUUAAUAAACUUUGCUAAUAUCUAAUUGAUAGCGAUUAAAAAAAUGUU